AUGGCCACUCUUACUCAAGCCCCGGCGCCUGUACCCCUCGAUGUCUUCCCAGACGGGUUGAAGACUACUGGACAGCAUCCUCCGCUAUACGAGGAGCUUCAUCCCUUUGACGAAUUCCCCAAGCAAAUCUCCGGCCCUACCCUGUGGAAGGCAGAGGACUACCGAGAUGCUCCUGAGAAAUGGACGCAUCGCUUCACUGCGGAGGAGGUUGCUGAGCUGAGCGCAACAGCUGAUGCCUUCUUGGCUUCGAAGACCCCUCUCACUGGCAUCUCAAAGUCAAACUUCCCCCUACCCAAGCUCUCUGCCACCCUCACAGCCCUUCGCGAAGAUCUCCUCAACGGGAAAGGCUUCAUCCUCUUCAAGGGCUUCCCCGCCCAGGAAUGGGGUAACCACAAGUCCGCUGUCGCAUACAUGGGUCUCGGCACAUACCUAGGUUACUUCGUCUCUCAGAACAGCCGCGGUCACGUCCUAGGCCACGUCAAGGAUCUCGGCGAAGACCCAACAAAGAUCGACUCUGUGCGCAUCUACCGCACGAACGCGAGACAAUUCUUCCACGCGGACGACUGCGACAUCGUUGGCCUCCUCUGCGUCCACCGCGCCCUCGAAGGCGGCGAAUCAGACAUCGUCUCCUCCCACCACGUCUACAACACCCUUGCAGCUGAGCGCCCAGACGUCCUCAAGACUCUCACAGACCCAAUCUGGUACUUCGACCGCAAGGGCGAGACGUCCAAGGGCCAGGAGGAAUACAUCCGCACCAGUGUCGUCUACCUGGAGCGCGGCGAGAACGCCCGCGUCUACACAAAGUGGGACCCUUACUAUGUCCGCUCCCUCACCCGCUUCUCCGACGCAGGACUUAUCCCGCCUCUCUCGCCUGCCCAGCUUGAAGCUCUCCAGGUCCUUGAGGAGACCUGUCAGCGUCUCUCUCUACACAUGAUUCUGGAAGUCGGUGAUAUCCAGUUCGUAUCGAACUCGCAUGUUCUCCACGCCCGCACUGCAUACAAGGACUAUGCGCCGCCUGCGCCUCGGCGACACCUGAUGCGCCUGUGGUUGGCGACGCCGGAGAAUGAAGGAGGCUGGAGGCUGCCGUUCUGGGAUAGCAAUGAGAAGAAGAGAGGUGGUGUGCAAGUUGAUGAUACAGCCCCGGUGGCGCCGUUGGAUGCAGAAUAA
This is a messenger RNA of Aspergillus calidoustus, 1167 nucleotides long. NCBI's taxonomy places the organism in Eukaryota, Fungi, Ascomycota, Eurotiomycetes, Eurotiales, Aspergillaceae. The record is from the annotation of a GenBank genome assembly.